AACACCCAAGUCCAACUAUAGAACUUUAAAAGCCACCUCUCUCUCUCUCUCUCUCUCUCUUAAAGUUCUCUCUGUUUCUUUCUCUCUCUCUCUCUCUAUCAAAGUUCUCUCAAAGUUCUACUUUGCAACGAGAAUGGAAUCUAAGAAUGAACACAAAAAAGGGCCUUGGACAGUGGAGGAGGACAGAAUCUUAAUGGAUCACAUAAGGGUGCAUGGAAAAGGGAAGUGGAACCGCAUAGCCAAAACGACAGGUUUGAAGAGGUGUGGCAAAAGUUGCAGAUUAAGAUGGAUUAACUAUCUAAGUCCUGGUGUAAAGCGAGGUUAUUUCUCUGAGGAAGAAGAAGACCUCAUUAUUCGGCUUCACAACCUCCUUGGAAACAGGUGGUCUUUGAUUGCUGGGCGAGUACCUGGGAGAACUGACAAUCAAGUUAAGAACCAUUGGAACACUCAUUUGUGCAAGAAGCUUGGGAUCAAGAAAGGGAAAACCAAAGUCGGUUCUUCUUUACAGUCACUUUCUAAAAAAAUGGGAAACAAUCCCACUGGUGUUUCCUCAGAACCUAAUUUUGAGCCACCUUGUAAUAGUGAAACUGAAGCCAAAACUGCAACUAAAGAUGAUUCUCAAAGCAUGUAUAGGUUUGCAAGCACACAAGAAGCCACAACAGAGGAUAACAAUGAGAGUUCAUUUUGGCUUUCUAAGGAUGAUCUAAAUUUACUUACUCCUUUCUUAUUGGAGCCUCUAAAUAGUUAUUCUCUUGAUUUUGUUUGGGAUUGUUUGUAGCUAAACUCUACUCAAUGUAGUCUCAAUAACUCUUCAAUAAUUGAUAUCUGCCCUUUUUUAUUUA
Molecule: messenger RNA, 842 nt
Organism: Quercus robur (English oak)
Lineage: Eukaryota; Viridiplantae; Streptophyta; Magnoliopsida; Fagales; Fagaceae
Product: transcription factor WER-like
Exons: 3
Coding region: 134-778 (214 amino acids)
Source: RefSeq, a predicted model, not a curated record